Coregonus clupeaformis (lake whitefish) is the source of this 3626-nucleotide messenger RNA. Its product is annotated as low-density lipoprotein receptor-like. The record is from RefSeq and is a predicted model, not a curated record. The transcript is spliced from 18 exons. NCBI's taxonomy places the organism in Eukaryota, Metazoa, Chordata, Actinopteri, Salmoniformes, Salmonidae. Bases 229 to 2877 code for a protein of 882 amino acids. Gene Ontology annotation, molecular function: calcium ion binding; protein binding.
UUACACUGUCAGGAGCAUCCUUGCCUAACCUCUCGUCCCAAGCGCAUCUGAAUCCAGAACAUAAGAGCAGAGGAACGGAAUAGCUUGGAAGCAGUGACUUUAAAAUAAAACAAUAGUUUUAACUUGGUAAAGGAGUAACAUAUCAUAGACAUUGUUAUAGCUGUAUCAUAAUACCUUAUUGAAAGUCAGAGUAAAGUGUAAAUCAUUUUAACAAUUUGUCUGCACACUAUGUGGCGGCUGCUGUGCGUGCUGUUGGUGUUCCUGGCUUGCUGUUUUGUCCAAACAAACGCAGAGACAACAUGCGGGACCAGGCAGUUCCUGUGUGGGAACGGGAAGUGCAUUACAUUGAGAUGGGUGUGUGACGACACAGAUGACUGUGGAGAUGGCACUGACGAGCUCCCCGGAACCUGCUUGGCCAGAACUUGCAGACCCACAGAGUUUAGCUGUGGUGGCCGUCUGAACCAGUGUGUUCCCAGUACCUGGCUCUGUGACGGCAAAGCAGACUGUGAGAAUGGUGCUGAUGAGGAAAGCUGUGCGCCCAAGCACUGCACAGAUAACGAGUUCCGCUGCAGUAACGGCCUGUGUGUUUCGGCCUCCUUUGUGUGUGAUGAGGAGUUGGACUGUGAUGAUGGGAGCGACGAGGUUUCCUGCCCACCCGCCACCUGUAGCUCCACCUCCUUCCAGUGCAACAACUCUGUGUGUGUGCCGCGCCUGUGGGCCUGCGACGGAGACGCCGACUGCUCGGAUGGCUCCGACGAGUGGCCACAGAACUGUGGGACGCGGGCCCCUGAGGGUGCCGCCAAGCCCUGCUCCUCUCAGGAGUUCCACUGUGGCAGCGGGGAGUGUAUCCACAGCAGCUGGAAAUGUGACGGAGGGUUCGACUGCCUGGAUCGCUCUGACGAGACCAACUGUAGCCGCCUCACCUGCCGCCCCGAUGAGUUCCAAUGUGGUGAUGGCACCUGUAUCCACGGCGGCCGCCAAUGUAACCGCCAGUACGACUGCAGAGACUUGAGUGACGAAAUAGGCUGUGUCAUUGUGAGCCAUUGCAAGGGCCCCACCAGGUUUAAGUGCCGUAGUGGGGAGUGCAUCAGCAUGGAGAAGGUGUGUGACAAGCAGCGCGACUGCAGGGACUGGUCAGAUGAGCCUCUCAGAGAGUGUGACUCCAACGAGUGCCUGUACAACAAUGGCGGCUGCUCACACAUCUGCAAUGACCUGAAGAUCGGCUAUGAGUGCCAAUGCCCCACCGGUUACUACCUGACGGACAAGAAACGCUGUGAAGAUAUCGAUGAGUGUGCCAGCCCAGACAUCUGCAGCCAGAUCUGUGUCAAUCACAUGGGCAGCUACAAGUGCGAAUGUGAGGAGGGCUACCAGGUCGACCCAGCCACCAAAGCCUGCAAGGCCAUCGGCACUGUAGCCUAUCUGUUCUUCACCAAUCGCCAUGAGGUGAGGAAGAUGACACUGGACAAGAGUGAGUACACCCGUGUCAUCCCCCGCCUGAAGAACGCAGUGGCUCUGGACAUGAACAUGGUUGCCAAGGAGAUUUACUGGUCUGACAUCUCCCAGAAGAAGAUCUACUGCACCUCCAUGGACUUGGCUGCAGACACAGCUCAGCACAGAGUUGUGAUUGGCAGCGACAUCGAGGCUCCUGAAGGCAUCGCCUUUGACUGGGUCCACGGCAACAUCUACUGGACCGACAGUAUCCGCAGCAGCAUCUCUGUGUCAACCGCCAAUGGGAGCCGCCGCAAGACUCUCUUCCAGAAUGACCUGGCCAAGCCCCGCGCUAUCGUGGUCGACCCCCACAGCAACUUCAUGUACUGGACUGACUGGGGAACUCCAGCCAAGAUUGAGAAGGGAGGUCUGAACGGAGGAGACCGUGCUGCUCUGGUCACAGACGACAUUGUGUGGCCCAAUGGAAUCACCCUUGACCUGCUGAACCAGCGGCUGUACUGGGUGGACUCCAAGCUGCACACCCUCUCCAGUAUUGACGUCCAGGGUGGCGGCCGAAGGACACUCAUUAUAGAUGAACACAGGCUAGCCCAUCCCCUAGGCAUCACUGUGUUUGAGGAAAGAGUGUUUUGGACAGAUGUCAGCAAUAAUGCCAUUCUGAGUGCCAACCGUGUGACGGGCAGGGACAUCAAGCCUGUGGCAGAGCACCUGGCAUCCCCAGAGGACAUUGUGUUGUACCACAACCUCAAACAGCCAACUGGCAGGGACUGGUGCAAGGUGGCCAACGGAGGCUGUGAGUUCAUGUGUCUGGCAGCCCCCCAGGUGGGCAUACAUUCCCCCAAGUACACCUGUGCAUGCCCUGACAACAUGCUGCUGGCCAAAGACAUGAGGAAAUGUGUACCAGCUGCACCAACACCUGCAGCUCCAGUCAAGCCCAAUGUUCCCGCCACCAACCCCCCACCCCCACCGGCACCCGCCCGCACCUCCCCUGCACCUCCAGCCCGUGCCACCACUAAGGCCCCCAUCAUCACUACCACAGUUACACCUGCACCUCCCCGCACUACCAAGCCUGUGCCACGCAACCCCCAGCCUGCCCAGCCAGAUAGACCCAGGAUCCCCCAGGCCCAUACUACCACUGUGCCUCAAGUUACCACUCAGGACAUCCGCCAUGAAUUUUCUGCUCUACCCACAGUCCCUUCAACCCCUGCAGCUUUAUACAUCGCACUGCCUAUAGCCAUUGUGUGUCUGGUGGCCUUUGGUGCCGUGCUGCUGUGGAGGAACUACAGGCUGAAGAACACUAACACCAUUCACUUUGAAAACCCAGUCUACCAGAAGACCACUGAAGACCAGGUGCACAUAUGCAGGAGCCACAGUCCAGAUGGCUACUCCUACCCACCGAGACAGAUUGUGAGUCUUGAUGAUGAGGCUUGACAGUCGUACUGACGUUCCCUGCCAACACAAACGCUUUAAGAGGAAAGAGCAGAGGAGUAAGAGAGACAUGUUAUAUAAGCUACCUGGACAAACUUUUUUUUGUUUUUUGUUUUUUUACCUCACAACCUCAAAGACAUAAGAAGCCAGAGAAAGUGUCAUACCGCUGACCAAAUCACUGUGUGCUCAAAGACAAAUGGAACCUCUGGAAAGAAAAGCAGGAAAAGGAGGAAGAUUUCCCAUCCAGACUUUCUUGCCAAUUUGUGCACAAUCCAGAGCCAUAAGAGACCAUCAACUCAUCUCCACCAUGCUUGGGUUUUAUUGGCCCAUUAUACACCAUAGCAUUUUUUCUCAGAGACAAUUUGUCUGAACUGUGAAAUAUCUUACAAAUGGAGGACUCUCCAGAAGUUAAACCACAUUAUGAAAGAACAGUAAUGUAAUUGUAAUAUUUGAGUGUUUUGUGAAGAAGUGCCCUUGAUAUAUGAGGUGACUGCAACUUUAUUGAACACCACUUAGAAAUGAGAAAGUUCUCUCUUUCUUGCUACGUAGAAUUCAGAAAUGAGGUAUUGUAAAUAACGUAGGUAUUUAUUUCACUUAUGACCGAGACUGACAAAAUGUUGAGAAAUAAUGAGCGGAUCAUAUCUUGCACUAUGUCUAGACUAAUUUAUUUGUUCCUGAAUUGUUUUAAUAACAAAAUUGGACUUAAACUAACACCUGAGCCACUUGUUGAAAUGAAUCCCUUUGAUAGUGAA